UACGGCUACGUUGCGUAAUCGCAGCCAAACGAGGAAGUUAGGACGCACGAGAGAGCAGCGGCUGAAAAUGUUUACAUUCAGUUUGACGCUCGUGCGACAUGGGGAGACUCAGUACAACAAGGACAAGCUGCUGCAAGGACAAGGUGUGGACACUCACCUGUCAGACACAGGUCUGCAGCAGGCCGAGGCGGUGGGACGAUACCUGAGAGAAAUCACAUUCAACAACGUGUUUGUCAGCAACCUGCAAAGAGCCAUACAGACAGCUGAAAUCAUUCUGAGAAACAACACUCACUGCUCUGGCACAGAGAUGGUUUUGGAGCCGUUACUCAGAGAGAGGGGCUUUGGCGUUGCUGAAGGACGUCCCAAAGAAGAUCUGAAGAACAUGGCCAACGCUGCCGGCCAGUCAUGUCGUGACUACACUCCUCCAGGAGGAGAGACUUUAGACCAGGUGAGGCUGCGAUUCAAAAAGUUCCUCAAAGUCCUUUUCAAGCAAAUGUUGGAUGAGCACGGCUGGUCAAGGCCAGACGCCUCCGCAUCAGGAGCAUCAGAAGCUGGAGGCUCUGCAAGCGGGACUACAGCUGCUGCUGCUGCUGCUGCUGCCUCAGACGUCGCUCUGGGCGGUUCGGCUGACGACGGUCUCCAGGGAGUGUCGGUCCAUGCUCUGGCUGUGAGCCACGGCGCUUACAUCCGCGUAGCCAUCAAGCACCUUGUAGAGGACUUAAACUGCUCUCUGCCUGCAGGGGUGAAGAUGUCCCAUCUGUUUUCACCCUGUCCAAACACGGGCGUCAACCGCUUCAUUCUCACUCUGAGGCAGUCCGAGUCUGGCCCGGUCCUCUCUGCUGCUCGCUGCGUCUUUACCAACAGGAAGGAUCACCUGGUGAACCUCACAGCUGCUGAAUAGAAAUGAGAUGGAAGCUUUAACGCACAGAGUACUGUUAGUGUGCAUAUGUGCACAAUCUCUGACGGGUACAAUCAUGAACACAAAGGGAAAUAAGAGGCAAAGACCUCAAAGUUACCACAGGUAACUAUGAAACGCACAUGGUAAAUGGAGUUUACUCAACAAGAGUGUUUUACUGUCAAAAUAACUGUGCAGUACUGUAUGAUAAACCAUUUCUUCAACCUCCAAACUGUAGGCCAGUAAACACUCCUGUCAUACUACAUUUUUAAUUUAACUGUUCAUUUUAGUGCCUCUUUUAUCACCUCAUACCAAAGUCAGAACUAUUUAAUGUAAAUUAUUGAACACUGUCCGUAGGUGUGGCAUUUCGUCUGCUGUGUGGCUGCUCAUUUGACUUGUGCAAUACAACAUACAACACUGA
This is a messenger RNA of Larimichthys crocea (large yellow croaker), 1316 nucleotides long. It is a transcript of the gene tigarb, whose product is annotated as TP53 induced glycolysis regulatory phosphatase b. The record is from RefSeq and is a predicted model, not a curated record. Gene Ontology annotation, molecular function: fructose-2,6-bisphosphate 2-phosphatase activity. Bases 68 to 901 code for a protein of 277 amino acids. Lineage: Eukaryota; Metazoa; Chordata; Actinopteri; Sciaenidae. The transcript has 6 exons. Gene Ontology annotation, biological process: regulation of pentose-phosphate shunt; negative regulation of glycolytic process. Gene Ontology annotation, cellular component: cytosol.